CUGACUUACGUUGAGCGAGCUGCCGCUUCCCCUUCGAAGCCAGUUCAGGAAGUGCCCUCCCUUCCCCUCUGAAGCACUCUCUCAGCCUCUAGCCCCUUGCAAGCCACCCACCAGGCUUCUUGUCAUCUUCAGCACCCUGGGGCACCUCAGGACUCUUGGGGUUCCUACUCCCCAGGAGCAGGCAAUGGAGGCAGAUGCCGUGAGUGAAGGUGGGGCUAUGGCGGAGGAGCGGCCUCCCCGCUUGGUGGAUUACUUCGUGGUGGCUGGGCUUUCUGGAAACGGACCACCCAUACCUGAGGAGACUUGGGUUCCUGAACCUACUCGGCCCCUGCGCCCUCCCCGGCCAGCUGACCCUAUUACAGAUGUGGCAGUCAUUGCUAGGGCACUGGGUGAGGAGGUGCCCCAGGGCUAUACAUGCAUCCAGACUUCUGCUGCUGGUCACCCUUUAGAGCUCAGCGCUGGGCUUCUGGGUGGAACUCAGCCCGUCAUCUGCUACCGCAGGGGGCGUGACAAGCCCCCCCUCGUUGAGCUGGGGGUGUUUUAUGAAGGGAAGGAGCGACCCAAGCUUGGGUUCCAAGUGCUUGACACCACACCGUACAGCCACUCAGCUAACCUGGCCCCUCCAGGCCCUGGGCACCCCCGCACCUACCUCACCUACCGGCGGGCGGCAGAGGGGGCGGGGCUCCACGCCCUGGGCAUCACCGACCUCUGCCUGGUUCUGCCCAGCAAGGGUGAGGGCACGCCUCAUACUUACUGCCGCUUACCCCGCAAUCUCAACCCUGGCAUGUGGGGCCCAGCAGUGUACCUGUGCUACAAGGUGGGCCUGGCCAAGGCCAACACACUGGUGUAUGAGGCAGAGCUGCUGGGCCGUUACCCAGAGGAAGACAAUGAGGCAUUCCCGCUACCUGAGUCAGUGCCAGUCUUCUGCCUGCCCAUGGGGGCCACUAUCGAGUGCUGGCCUGCCCAGACCAAGUACCCGGUUCCUGUCUUCUCCACCUUUGUGCUCACGGGUGCUGCUGGUGAUAAGGUGUAUGGUGCCGCUUUGCAGUUCUAUGAAGCGUUCCCGAGGGCCAGGCUGUCAGAGAGGCAGGCACGGGCACUGGGCCUGCUGAGCGCUGUGGAACGGGGCCGGGCGCUUGGGGGCCGGGCAGUGCGAAGCCGGCGAGCCAUUGCUGUGCUGUCCCGCUGGCCUGCCUUCCCAGCCUUCCGAGCCUUCCUCACUUUUCUUUACCGUUACUCCGUCUCAGGCCCCCAUCGGCUGCCCUUGGAAGCGCACAUCUCCCACUUCAUUCACAACGUCCCCUUCCCUUCCCCACAGAGACCACGCAUCCUAGUGCAGAUGUCUCCCUAUGACAACCUGCUCCUCUGUCAACCCGUCUCCUCACCCCUGCCCCUCAGUGGUGCUAGCUUUUUGCAGCUGCUGCAGAAUCUGGGCCCGGAAUUGGCUGUUACGUUGCUGCUGGCCGUGCUCACAGAGCACAAGCUGCUGGUCCACUCGCUGCGGCCGGAUCUGCUCACCAGCGUCUGUGAGGCCCUUGUCUCGAUGAUCUUCCCGCUGCACUGGCAGUGCCCCUACAUUCCGCUGUGCCCACUGGUGCUGGCGGACGUGCUGAGUGCCCCUGUGCCCUUCAUCGUGGGUAUCCACUCCAGUUAUUUUGAUCUGCACGACCCACCCGCUGAUGUCAUCUGUGUCGAUCUUGAUACUAAUACACUCUUCCAAACGGAGGAAAAGAAGCCCCUCUCUGCUAGGACCUUGCCCCGAAAACCGUACAAGCUUUUGCUGGCCACACUGACAAAUCUGUAUCAACAGCUGGACCAGACUUACACUGGACCAGAGGAGGAGGCCUCCCUGGAAUUCCUGUUGACAGACUAUGAGGCAGUGUGUGGCCGCCGGGCACGCUUGGAGCGGGAAGUCCAGGGAGCCUUCCUGCGCUUCAUGGCCUGUCUGCUCAAAGGCUAUCGGGACUUCCUGCGCCCUCUCACCCAAGCCCCCUCUGAGGGGUCUCGUGACGUAGACAACCUUUUCUACCUUCAGGGCUUCCUCAAGUCCCGAGAGCGCUCGAGCCACAAGCUGUACGCUCAGCUGCUCCGCACACAGAUGUUCUCUCAGUUCAUCGAGGAAUGUUCCUUCGGCUCUGCCCGACACGCCGCCCUGGAGUUCUUUGAUUCUUGUGUUGACAAGGUCCACCCAGAGCAGGAGAAGCCUGAGGCAACGCCCUUAGUGGAGCUGGAGGAGCUGUCCGGAAGUGAGCUCACUGUCUUCAUCACACCCCCGGAGGAGCCGCCAGUGCUGGAAGGCAGUGAAUCCACUCCCCAGUACUGUUAUGAUGGGUUUCCAGAGCUAAAAGCUGAGCUAUUUGAGUCUCCUCAGGAACAACAGGGGGCCCUCCCUGUGCCAGGCCCAUCCCGUAGUGCCCCCAGCAGUCCUGCACCUCGCCGGACUAAACAGGAGAUGAAGGUGGCACAACGGAUGGCACAGAAGUCAGCCACUGUGCCUGAGCUGUGGGCCCGGUGCCUACUGGGUCACUGCUAUGGACUGUGGUUCUUGUUUCUACCCGCUUACGUGCGUUCGGCAUCCUCCCGGGUGCGGGCAUUGCAUACAGCCUACCAUGUGCUGCGUGAGAUGGAGAGCCGCAAGGUGGUGCUUCCUGAUGAGGUGUGUUACCGGGUGCUAAUGCAGCUCUGCUCACACUAUGGGCAGCCUGUGCUGUCUGUGCGAGUCAUGCUAGAGAUGCGGCGGGCGGGCAUUGUGCCCAACACCAUCACCUAUGGUUACUACAACAAGGCUGUGCUGGAAAGCAAAUGGCCAUCGGGUACGCCAGGUGGACGCCUACGCUGGGCCAAGCUCCGGAAUGUUGUCUUGGGGGCUGCUCAGUUCCGCCAGCCCUUGAAGGACCGACAGCGGCAGCAGCAGCAGCAGCAGCAGCAGCAGCAGCAGCAGCAGCAACAGCAACAGGUGGCCGCGCAGCAAGAGUUGGGCAGCUCUCAAACAGAGCCCUGUCUGGAGCGUCCCUCCCCAACCCGCCCUCUUCAGCGCCAGACUACUUGGGCUGGGCGAAGUCUACGGGAACCAUCGUCACCCAGCGGGCGUCUGGUCAAGAGUGGCAGCCUAGGCAGUGCCCGAGGGGCACAGCCCACUGUGGAGGCUGGUGUGGCUCACAUGAUAGAGGCCUUGGGGGUCCUGGAGCCCCGUGGAUCACCUGUGCCUUGGCAGGAUGGAAGUCUCUCAGACCUGAGUCUGACAGGGGAGGAACUGGCACCUGGCGGCAGCCCAGGGGGCUCAGGCUCAGCCCUGAGUGCCCAGUCCACUGAGACCCUAGAAGGGAUAAGUGGCCGGGCUUCCAAAACUAGCGGGUUUCAGGAGGAGGCCGGCACCCCCAGAAAAGGGCUGGGUGCCCGCCUCCAACAGCUGCUCACCCCUUCCCGCCGCUCCUCUGCUUCCCGCGUCCCCGCAUCUGAGUUACCCCCUGACCUGCCUCCCGCGGCUCGCCGAAGUCCCAUGGAUAGCCUCCUGUGGCCCCGAGAGCGUCCUGGAUCCACUGCUUCUGAGAGUUCCGCUUCUUUGGGCAGCGAGUGGGACCUCUCAGAGUCUUCUCUCAACAGCCUGAGUCUUCGCCGCUCCUCAGAGCGACUCAGCGACACCUCUGGAGCCGUCCAACCACCUUCCCUGGAAAUUCUCAUGUCUAGCUGCUCCUUGUGUCGUGCCUGUGACUCCCUGGUGUACGACGAGGAAAUCAUGGCUGGCUGGGCACCCGAUGACUCUAACCUCAACACAACCUGCCCCUUCUGCGCCUGUCCCUUUGUGCCCCUGCUCAGUGUCCAGACUCUUGAUUCUCGACCCAGUGCCCCUAGUCCAAAGUCUGCCCCUGCUGAUGCCAGUGGCAGCAAAGAUGCUCCGGUCCCUGGUGGUCCUGGCCCUGUGCUCAGUGACCGGAGGCUCUGCCUUGCCUUGGAUGAACCCCAGCUCUGCAAUGGGCAUGUGGGGAGCGCUUCCCGGCGAGUUGAGAACGGGGCCUGGGCGUACCUGAGCCCUCUGGUGCUGCGGAAGGAGUUGGAGUCUCUGGUAGAGAAUGAGGGUAGCGAGGUGUUGGCAUUGCCUGAGCUGCCCGCUGCCCACCCCAUCAUCUUCUGGAACCUCCUGUGGUAUUUCCAGCGGCUACGCCUGCCUAGUAUUCUCCCAGGCCUGGUGUUGGCCUCCUAUGAUGGGGCCCCACCCAGCCAGCUUUCCCAAGGACCACCGCCUUGGCUAACCCCUGAUCCAGCCUCUGUGCAUGUGCGUCUGCUGUGGGAUGUCCUGACCCCUGACCCCAACAGCUGCCCGCCUCUCUAUGUGCUCUGGAGGGUCCACAGCCAGAUCCCACAGCGGGUGGUGUGGCCAGGCCCGGUACCCUCAUGCCUUAGCUUGGCAUUGCUGGAGUCAGUGCUGCGCCACGUCGGACUCAAUGAGGUUCACAAAGCUGUUGGGCUCCUGCUGGAAACGCUAGGGCCCCCUCCCACUGGCCUGCACCUGCAGAGGGGAAUCUACCGUGAGAUCUUAUUCCUGACAAUGGCUGCUCUGGGCAAGGACCACGUGGACAUAGGGGCCUUUGACAAGAAGUACAAGUCUGCCUUCAACAAGCUGGCCAGCAGCACGAGCAAGGAGGAGCUGAGGCAGCGGCGGGCCCAGAUGCCCACCCCUAAGGCCAUCGACUGCCGGAAAUGUUUUGGAGCACCUCUGGAAUGCUAG
Acomys russatus (golden spiny mouse) is the source of this 4726-nucleotide messenger RNA. It is a transcript of the gene Dennd4b, whose product is annotated as DENN domain containing 4B. Gene Ontology annotation, molecular function: protein binding. Gene Ontology annotation, cellular component: cytoplasmic vesicle. Gene Ontology annotation, biological process: regulation of Rab protein signal transduction. The transcript has 28 exons. Lineage: Eukaryota; Metazoa; Chordata; Mammalia; Rodentia; Muridae. The record is from RefSeq and is a predicted model, not a curated record. Bases 185 to 4726 code for a protein of 1513 amino acids.